This is a messenger RNA of Archocentrus centrarchus (flier cichlid), 1690 nucleotides long. RefSeq names its product potassium voltage-gated channel, subfamily F, member 1b (gene kcnf1b). The coding region runs from base 102 to 1421 and encodes 439 amino acids. Gene Ontology annotation, biological process: potassium ion transmembrane transport; action potential; protein homooligomerization. Lineage: Eukaryota; Metazoa; Chordata; Actinopteri; Cichliformes; Cichlidae. Gene Ontology annotation, cellular component: membrane; voltage-gated potassium channel complex. The transcript has a single exon. The record is from RefSeq and is a predicted model, not a curated record. Gene Ontology annotation, molecular function: voltage-gated potassium channel activity.
AGCAGCAUUUUACGCGCCGGUAUAAUGGGCAUUAACUCUGGUUAGUACGCUUCACUUUUACAUUUUAGGAUCAACAAGUAUUAUAUCGAUCACUUGAUAAAAUGUGGACAGUUCCGAAGCCAAACUACAGAGCUGGUUUGUGCGCCGAGGGGGAGAUUGCUGUGAACAUCGGCGGAGUCAGAGUGGUGCUUUUCGGGGAUGUACUGAACCGUUACCCGGAGAGCAGACUGGCGGAGUUAGUGAACUGCUCGAUUCAGAAUUCCGAAGUUAUCUCGUCGCUUUGUGAUGACUUCGAUCCGGGUAGAAAGGAGUUUUACUUUGACCGAGAUCCCGACGCGUUCAAGUGCAUCAUCGACGUUUAUUAUUUUGAUGAAAUCCACAUCAAGCGCGGCAUUUGCCCCAUCUGCUUCAUCAAAGAGAUGGAGUUUUGGAAAAUAGACCAAAACGUUUUAGAUGAAUGCUGUAAAAGUUACUUAAGCGAGAAGGAGGAAGAGCUGAAAGAGAUUGCAAACAAAGUCAAAGUAAUUUUGGAGGACAUGGAGGUGGAUCAGUGCAUCACGCGCACCCAGCGUUGUCAGAGGUUUCUUUGGAGACUAAUGGAGAAGCCCGGUUCCUCCCUACCGGCGCGCAUCAUCGCCAUCGCAUCCUUCCUCUUCAUUCUGGUCUCGGCAGUGGUGAUGUGUGUGGGGACCAUCCCGGAGCUCCAGGUGAUGGACGCCGAGGGGAAACUGGUGGAGCAUCCGACCCUGGAGGCGAUCGAGACCGUGUGCAUGUUGUGGUUCACCAUGGAAUUCUUCUUGCGCCUCGCCUCGUCUCCGAACAAGCUGCGCUUUGCGCUCUCCAUCAUGAACAUCAUAGACUUUAUGGCCAUCACGCCUUUCUACGUGGUCCUGGCCCUGACCUACCUCGGCACCACAUCCAUGAUAGAACUGGCAAACGUCCAGCAGGCUGUCCAGGCGCUCCGCAUCACACGAAUCGCGCGCAUUUUCAAGCUGGCGCGCCACUCCUCCGGACUGCAAACUCUGACUUACGCGCUGAAAAACAGCCUUAAAGAGCUCGGGCUGCUCCUUAUGUACAUGGGCGUGGGUAUCUUCGUGUUCUCAGCGCUGGCUUACACCAUGGAGCAAAGUCACCCGGAGACCUUGUUCCGGAGCAUCCCGCAGUCUUUCUGGUGGGCCAUCAUCACAAUGACCACUGUGGGUUAUGGCGAUAUCUACCCCAAAACCACCCUGGGCAAAUGUAAUGCAGCCGUGAGCUUUCUCUGCGGGGUGAUAGCCAUCGCUUUGCCCAUCCACCCUAUCAUUAACAACUUUGUAAUCUUCUACAAUAAGCAGAAAGUUCUGGAGACUGCAGCGAAGCAUGAAGUGGAGCUGAUGGAGCUGAAGUCUGGCAGGGAGGAGCGCAGAAGAAAUAGCCAUUAGAAGGAGAAACUUAGAGCAGAUUAAGACUAAAACGAGUCAAAGGGAACUGAAUAACUGAGUUACACCAAACAAAACGGCUAAAGAGAACAUUUCCUUAAAUUCGUUAUUUACUGUAAAUACAUUCAAGGCCUCCAGAUAACACUUUUUCAUGAUCUCGACGCCUCUGCACAGUAACGUAGUUGUUAUUUUUCGUCUUCUGUCGCUUUGUUUGGACCACUUGCAAUGUGUUGCUUUUGCUUUUGGGCCGUUUAUUCUCUCCUCUUGACAUU